Messenger RNA from Oenanthe melanoleuca, 2149 nucleotides. It is a transcript of the gene TMEM127, whose product is annotated as transmembrane protein 127. The transcript has 4 exons. The record is from RefSeq and is a predicted model, not a curated record. NCBI's taxonomy places the organism in Eukaryota, Metazoa, Chordata, Aves, Passeriformes, Muscicapidae. Gene Ontology annotation, cellular component: membrane. Gene Ontology annotation, biological process: negative regulation of TOR signaling; negative regulation of cell population proliferation. The coding region runs from base 27 to 731 and encodes 234 amino acids.
CCCCGUUCCCCGUUCCCGUCCCGGCCAUGUACGCGGCGGGCCCCGCGGCGGGCGGGCGGCGGCGGCGCGGGGCGGCGGCGCUGCCGAAGCAGCCGGAGCGCAGCCUGGCGUCGGCGCUGCCGGGCGCUCUGGCCAUCACCGCGCUCUGCACCGCGCUGGCCGAGCCCGCCUGGCUGCGCAUCCACGGCGGCACCUGCGCGCGCCAGGAGCUGGGCGUGGCCGACGUGCUGGGCUUCGUGGACCCCGAGCUGCUGCGAGAUUUCUGCAUGAACCCACAGACUGUGCUGCUGCUCAGGGUCAUUGCUGCUUUUUGCUUCCUGGGCAUCCUGUGCAGCCUCGGCGCUUUCCUGCUCGACGUCUUCGGCCCCAAGCACCCGGCGCUGAAAAUCACGCGGCGCUACGCCUUCGCCCACAUCCUCACAGUGCUGCAGUGCGCCACGGUGAUCGGGUUCUGCUACUGGGCCUCGGAGCUGCUCCUGGCGCAGCAGCAGCAGCACAAGAAGUACCACGGCUCGCAGGUGUUCGUCACCUUCGCCGUCAGCUUCUACCUGGUGGCGGGGGCGGGCGGCGCCUCCAUCCUGGCCACGGCGGCCAACCUGCUGCGGCACUACCCCAGCGAGGAGGAGGAGCAGGCGCUGGAGCUGCUCUCCGAGAUGGAGGAGGCCGAGCCCUACGGCCCCGACUACGAGGUGGUCAAUCAGUUCCAGCCGCCGCCCGCCUACACGCCCUGACCCGGCCGGAGCGCGGGGCUGGGGCGGCCGGAGAGCGGGGCUGGAACGGACAGAGACUGGGCCUGGUGGGACUGGACAGCAGGGCUGGAACGGACAGAGACUGGGCCUGGUGGGACUGGACAGCAGGGCUGGAACGGACAGAGACUGGGCCUGGCACAGCCAGAGACUGGGCCUGGUACAGCCAGAGACUGGGCCUGGUACAGCCAGAGACUGGGCCUGGCACGGCCAGAGACUGGGCCUGGUGUGGCUGGAGAGUGGGCCUGGCACGGCCAGAGACUGGGCCUGGCACAGCCAGAGACUGGGCCUGGCACGGCCAGAGACUGGGCCUGGUACAGCCAGAGACUGGGCCUGGUACAGCCAGAGACUGGGCCUGGUGUGGCCGGAGACUGGGCCUGGUGUGGCCGGAGAGUGGGCCUGGUGUGGCUGGAGAGUGGGCUUGGCAUGGCUGGACACCAGGCCUGGUGUGGCCAGAGACUGGGCUUGGCAUGGCCGGAGCCUGACCCCAGCAUGGCUGGACACCAGGCCUGGCACAGCCACAGCCUGACCCCAGCACAGCCACAUGCUGGGCCUGGCACAGCCACAGCCUGACCCCAGCACGGCCGGACACCGGGCCUGGUGUGGCCAGAGCCUGACCCCAGCGUGGCCAGAGACUGGGCUUGGCAAGGCUGGACACCAGGCCUGGAACAGCCAGAGCCUGACCCCAGCACGGCUGGACACUGGGCCUGGUGUGGCCGGAGCCUGACCCCAGCACAGCCGGACACCAGGCCUGGAACGGCCAGAGACUGGGCCUGGCAUGGCCAGAGAGAAGGCCUGGUACAGCUGGACACCAGGCCUGGCAUGGCCACAGCCUGACCCUGGCACUGCUGGACACCAGGCCUGGACAGCUGGAGCUUGACCCCAGCACGGCCGGACACUGGGCCUGGCACUGCAGGACACUGGGCCUGGCACUGCAGGACACUGGACCUGGCACGGCCAGACCCGCUGGGAGGGGCUGAUCCCAGCAGCUCUUCCAGCAAAUGGAUCCCAGAAGCUCUUCCAGGGAAGGAUUGGUGUGGAUGGAUCCCAGGAGCUCUUCCAGCAAAGAUUUCUCCAGGUGGAUCCAGGAGCUCUUCCAGAGAAGGAUUUGUUGGGGUUGAUCCUGGGAACUCUUCCAGCAAAUGGAUCCCAGGAGCUCUUUUACCAAAUGGAUUUCUCUGGGUGGAUCCCAGGAGCUCUUCCAGGGAAGAAUUUUAUUUCUCUGGAUGGAUCCAGAAGCUCUUCCAGUGCAGGAUUUGUUGCAGUUGAUCCUGGGAACUCUUCCAGCAAAGAUUUCUCCAGAUGGAUCCUACAAGCUCUUCCAGUGAGGGAUUGGUCUGGAUGGAUCCCACCAACUCUUCCAGCAAAGGGAUCCCAGGAGAAUUCCCUGGGAAGGAUUUCUC